Messenger RNA from Syngnathoides biaculeatus (alligator pipefish), 5055 nucleotides. RefSeq names its product protein phosphatase 1, regulatory subunit 13Bb (gene ppp1r13bb). The record is from RefSeq and is a predicted model, not a curated record. Gene Ontology annotation, biological process: regulation of apoptotic process. NCBI's taxonomy places the organism in Eukaryota, Metazoa, Chordata, Actinopteri, Syngnathiformes, Syngnathidae. Gene Ontology annotation, molecular function: p53 binding. Bases 481 to 3771 code for a protein of 1096 amino acids. Gene Ontology annotation, cellular component: nucleus. The transcript has 19 exons.
CCCGCCCCCCUCCCCUCCCCUCCCCUCCCGUCAACAAGACUGCGUUCGAUUUUCUCGCACUCGUCGGCUAACGAUGAUUCGCUGCGUUCGUUAACCGAAAACCAGUCCGUCGCCCUCCCUUUCGACCGUAUUUUAUUUUAAUUUUCGGGGUUCCCCGUCGAGGGAGGCGACCGAGGCCGAGCUGUACCGACCGACCAGGGCGGAAUAUACAAGGCCGUGUCGCCGCAGCUAGCUGGGGUUAGCAUCUUGGCGAGAGGCUGCUAGCUGGCUGAGCUAGCCGUCUUGCUAGCUGGAUGGAUGGAUGGAUGGAUGGAUGGAUGACACUUGGCUCGCUUGCUGCUAUUAAAUGCUCUUUCACACCCUGAAGCGAUGAUCGGUCUUUGACAGCGAGGGGCGGAGGGCCGCUUGGUUCCGUGCGGGAGCGUCCCGGAUUGAUUUGCUUCUCGCCGCCGUUGCUGAUGCCCAUUUGGAGCCGCCAAAAUGAUGCCGAUGAUAUUGACGGUUUACCUCAGCGACGGGGAGCAGGCCAUGACGGAGGUGCCCGUCACGCCCGAGACCACGUGCCGCGAUGUGGUGGAGUUCUGCAAAGAGCCCGGCGAGAGCGGCUGCCACCUGGCUGAGGUCUGGAGAGGCAACGAGCGAGCCAUCCCGUUCGAGCACAUGAUGUACGAACAUCUCCAGAAAUGGGGCCCCCGCAAGCAGGAGGUCAAGUUCUUCCUGCGCCAUGAAGAUUCCCCGACUGAGGGCAGUGAUCAGGGGAGUCAGCAGUCUCAGGAUCAGACCAGUCGGAGAAGCGGCAACGCCGGAGAGAAGCACAAUGACAACGGGGUUGGGAAUCAACGCGUGGAGCUGACGCUUUCCGAGCUCCAAGAGAUGGCGGCGAGGCAGCAGCAGCAGAUCGAGGCCCAGCAGCAGAUGCUCGUCGCCAAGGAGCAACGGCUGCGCUACCUCAAGCAGCAGGAGCGACGUCAGCAGCAGACGGCCACCGAGAGCGAGAAGCUGCAGCGGCUGAAGGAGCGCGUCGAGAGCCAGGAGGCCAAACUCAAGAAGAUCCGAGCCAUGCGGGGCCAGGUGGACUACAGCAAGGUCAUCAACGGCAACCUGUCGGCAGAGAUCGAGCAAGUGAGCGGCCUGUUCCAGGAAAAGCAAGCCGAGCUGCAGGCGGCCGUGCUACGGGUGGAGCAGCUCAGCCUGCAGCUGGAGGACCUGCGCCGGGGCAAGCUCAACGGCAUCCAGACCGCUCUGGGGGGCCAAGUGACGGGCACUGCCGCUCUGGAGCUCCGCAAGCUCUACCAGGAGCUGCAGAUCCGCAACAAGCUCAACCAGGAGCAGAACAGCAAGCUGCAGCAGCAGAAGGAGCUCCUGAACAAGCGCAACAUGGAGGUGACGCUGAUGGACAAGCGCAUCAGCGAGCUGCGCGAACGCCUCUACAAGAAAAAAGCUGAGCUCCACAGGGCCAACGGGCCGCCUUCCCCGCAGCCGGCCGUCGGCACGCUGGGCCGCGUCGCCGCCGUGGGUCCCUACAUCCAAGUUCCCGCGCCGACCCGACAGGACCCGGGUUACGGCUUGCCGCCCGAACCGCUCAAGCCGCAAACCUUGGGAGUCAACAACCAAGCCAACCAAGGCCGCGCCAAGUCAGACGGCGGCGUGCAAAAGUCUCCCGCCGGCCCCUGGAAGGUGUCUGAUUUAGACAUCGUGGUGGACCCGCUGGCCCCGCCCCUUCCGGAGUCUCACCCGGGCCCGCCGGGAGCCUGUGACGGCACAUCCCCCAGCGACACCAGCUGCCCCCCCGCGGGCAAGACUGGCGCGUCCCUCAAGCCUCCCGAGAGAAGGGACUCGGAUCCGCAGGCUAAGACCCCUGCGUCCGGCCCCCCCGCCGUUUCAAGUACAGAAAAGGUGCACGACUCCAAAAUGGCCGCGUCGUCCCCUUCCAUUUCCAAGCCGCAACCGCCGCCGUACGGCUCGCACCUCUCCUUGGAGCGCCGCAAGGAUGCGCUUCCCCCGCCUCGCCCGCUGCCGACCCCCUCUGCGCCCGCCUGGCCCCGUGCGCCACCCGCCGCCGGUUCUUCUUCACAGCAGAUCCAGCAGCGGAUCUCGGUGCCGCCCAGUCCCACCUUCCAGCACCACGCGCCCCUCUUCCCGCCCGGUCUGAGCGAGCGGCCGGACCCCCCGCCGGCCGCGGCGGUGCGCCCCUUCGUCCCGGAAAGGGGGUCGCGGCCCCAGUCCCCCCGGAAGGGCCCGGCCACCAUGAACUCCAGCUCCAUCUAUCACAUGUACCUCCAGCAGGCGGCGCCAAAGAGUCAGCCACUCAAACCAGCUCUCAAAGCAGUGUACGGGAAGCCCGUCCUCCCUCCCAACUCAACACCCCCGUCGCCUCUGCCCUUCGUCCCGCCCGGAGGGGCCUUCCCGCUGCUGCAGGAUACGCCGGACGGCGACGGCGAGGAUCACGAGGGCCUACGCCACCCGGAGCCGUCGGCUCCUCCCCCCAGCGUGGAGAACAUCCCCCGACCGCUCAGCCCCACCAAGCUGACGCCCAUGGUGCACUCGCCCAUGCGCUACCAAAGCGACGCCGACCUGGAAGCGCUCCGCAAAAAGCUGGCCAACGCUCCGAGGCCCCUGAAGAAGCGCAGUUCCAUCACGGAACCGGAGGGCCCCAGCGGACCCAACAUCCAGAAACUUCUGUACCAGAGAUUCAACACUCUUGCGGGGGGCAUUGAAGGAAGCGUGGGAUCGGGGGCAGGCAACGGCGCAGGCGACGGAACGCCAUUUUAUCAGCCGGCGAAUCCCGCGGCCUUUCCGGGCUGCGACCCGACCGCGGAUACGGAUAACGGCAACCUUCCUUCUGACGCCCUGCCGCCGCCGCCGCCCCCGCCCGGGGCCGAGGAACCGGGCUCGGAAGCUUCAUCUAUCGACCCCAACGACAACCAGCCGCUGCCUCCGCCCCCUGAAGGACUUCUGGACCCCGCUGAAGAGGAAGGACCGGAAGACGACGACGACGCCAACAACAAUUUGGAAAGUUCUGAGGCUUUGCUGCCCAGCCCCGUGCUGGAGGUUACGUUUCCGGAGGGGAGCGGCGUCGUGCUGACCCAACCGUCGCGCACAAACCUGAAAAAACCAGAGUCCGAGCGCACCGGCCACGGCUUCCGGGUGAAAUUCAACCCUCUGGCUCUCCUGCUGGACGCCUCGUUGGAGGGGGAGUUUGAUCUGGUCCAGAGGAUCAUCUAUGAGGUGGAGAAUCCCAGCACGCCCAACGACGAGGGCAUCACCCCGCUGCAUAACGCCGUAUGCGCCGGACACCACCACAUCGUCAAGUUCCUGCUGGAUUUCGGCGUCAACGUCAACGCGGCCGACAGCGACGGAUGGACUCCGCUCCACUGCGCCGCCUCGUGCAACAGCGUCCACCUGUGCAAGUUGUUGGUCGAGUCGGGGGCCGCCAUCUUCGCCAGCACCAUCAGCGACGUGGAGACGGCGGCAGACAAGUGCGAGGAGAUGGAGGAGGGCUACGUCCAGUGCUCCCAGUUCCUAUACGGCGUUCAGGAAAAGAUGGGCGUCAUGAACAAGGGCACGGUGUACGCCCUGUGGAACUACGAGGCUCAGAACCAGGACGAGCUUUCCUUCGGGGAGGGGGACGCCGUCACCGUCCUGCGGCGGCAGGACGACAGCGAGACGGAGUGGUGGUGGGCGCAGCUGGAGGACACCGAGGGCUACGUGCCUCGCAACCUGUUUGGGCUGUACCCUCGGAUCAAACCCCGCCAGCGCACCUUGGCGUGACGCCCCAAUCCCGAAACGAAGAGCAGCGAACAAACGACGAGCCUCGCGGGUCUUCUCCCGGUGGCCGUUGUCAUUUAUUUACACGCACACACGGUCGGGCGGUAAGACAAGCACUCCAAAUGCAGCAAAUCCCGCUGGCCACUUGGAACCCGUCACUCCACGUCUCGUUGCCCCCCCCCCCCCCGUCGCAAGUUUUUCGUCUCUUUCUUCCCCAGCCCACAGAGCAACGUUGGCGAUUUGACGUUUCAUGGAAUUUUUUUAUCUUUCGUCUGCCUCGAGAAGAAUGAACCCAAAUGUGUUCUGACCCACCCAAAAUUGCAAUAGGUAGUUUUCUGUGUUUGAAAAUGUCGGCUGUGCUCUACAAAAGAGAAGAGAAAAGAUGAAUUAUUUUCCCCAGCACUUUGGAAUAUGCUGAGCAAAUGUUCGAGGAUCUUUUGGCAUUUGGGGCUUGGCACUUCAGUCAUCUUCUCAAACUUUCUCAAAUCAUUAAAACAAUUUAAUAGGCGGUAAUUCAUCUGCGAGCGCUCAACUUUGCGGCUGAUCAGUUUCCCCUCCACCGAAGCGAUCCAUUUUUAGCAAAACAGUAUUAAUCGGAGCUAUUUUUACUUUUUGUCCAAACCGCCCAGACAUCCAAUCUCGAGGAGACAAAAUGCCGCACGUCACCCGCAGAGUAAGGCAGCUGUUUUCACCACUUUAAAUUGGUUCAAUGUGUCAUAAGAACACCAAACGUGGGGGCAAAGUUCAGAGCAGGUCGACGUGAAUUAUAAGCUAUUGCUAAAAUGUGAUCCCAAAGACCAAUCAAUGUCCCAACGUUUUUGUGACGAGCGUAGAAUGAUCGGAUUGGCCGUUCCAUGUCGUAUUUAAUAAUCCCGCUCGAAAUUGUCAACAAUUGGUGGUCAACCUUUCCAGCGAUUUGGCAUUCAAUAUCUUCUUUCGAUUGAAACAAAUGCACACGCCUCGAUGUCUCAAUCUCAGGACCAACACGGCGACGGCGAUAUUUUUACGCUCGGCGCGUCACACGAACGACCAAGCAAACAUGUCCAGAAAUAUGCUGUCAUAAGAAGACGAUACUGUGGCUAUUUAACGACUUUCCCGUGCGUGCACGUUGGCGUACAUGUUACCCGAAAAUCCGCGGUGCGUUUUCAUCCUCCGGCGUGCGAGCGGCCCGGGACUUUUGCGGUCCUGGACUCAAAAGAUGUACGGACGAGGUGGGCUUUCUCGAACAAUGCUGUACUCGAUACAAAUACAAAAUGUGUACAUGUGAACAAUAAAAUUGAAGCUCUG